CUAUCAAGCUUCACGUCAUCAAUUAACACAUUACUUAAUAACAAUUAUAAGUCUUCUAUCUGAGUUCGGUCCCGCUGAGUUUCGGUCCUUGCUUUCAAGCCUCCUUAGCUGCUGAGACGUCACCAUGGCAGAGCUAGAAAAGACUUUCGCGUUAAUCAAGCCAGAUGCCGUGCGGGCCGGCAAGGCGCAGGAAAUCAUGCAGCUUAUCGAGCUGAAUGGCUUCACGAUUAUCGCCAAGCAGAAGCUACAGUUGACACGGGCCCGCGCGGAGGAGUUCUAUGGCGAGCACAAGGGAAAGGAGUUCUUCCCUAAGCUGGUGAACUUUAUGACCAGCGGGCCUAUCUGGGCGCUUGUGCUGGCCAAGCCUGGUGCCAUUCUGGCUUGGCGUGCGCUGAUGGGCCCAACCAACGUGUUUAAAGCCCGCGCGGAGCAGCCUAAGUGCCUGCGCGCGCUGUACGGAACGGACGGCACCCAGAAUGCCACCCACGGCAGCGACUCGCCUAUCAGCGCCGCGCGCGAGAUUAAGUUCUUCUUCCCCACGCUGUCUGGCGACCCGACCAUCUACGCGGAGCCCACUGCGGCCGCAGAGUACAUUACAAAGCGCAUCCAGCCCGCUCUGGCCAAGGCGCUGGCUGCGCUGGCGCGCGAGAAGCCGUCCGCCGACAAGUUCGAGGCCAUCACCUUCGUGGCGGGCUACCUGCUGCAGAACAACCCCAACAAGCCCAAGGUGCUCAUGCCGGACGAGUGGGACCCAGCGCUGAUGGGCGAUGACGAGGACGACGAGGCAGACUUCAUCAACGCGCGGCUGGCGGCACCCACCGGCAACGACGGCGCAACCAAGGCCGAGUUCGACGCCAUGGUGGAGGCCGCCAAGGCGGACACCGGCGGCGCCGCGCCCGCGCAGGAGUUCGUGUAUCCCGACAGCAAGCCCACCACACCGGUGGUGCCGGCGCCGCCGGCACCGGGCAGCAAGCCGCCGUCCGCCAGCGGCGCCCGCCCGCAGUCGGCGCGGCCCACCUCCGCGCGGCCACCGUCGGCGUCAGCCGCGCCUCCGGCGCCCCUGGCGCCGGUGCCGCCGCCGGCGUCCUCAUCCCGGCCGGCGUCGGGCUCAGGGCGGCCGCCCUCAGCAACGGCGCGGCCGCCGUCGGCCACGCCGCCCCCGCCGCCGCCGGCUGUGGAGCUGGAGGAGGCCGACGACCCGGCGCAGCUGGAUGAGGCGGCGACCAAGGUGCAGGCGGCGUUCCGUGGGUACCAGGCGCGGAAGGAGGUGGCGGUGAUGCGCAGCGAGGCCCAGCCCGGUGAGGCCGCGGCGGAGCCCGAGCAGGAGGCGGAGCUGCAGCCGGAGGCGGAGCCGGAGCCGCAACCCGAGGGGGAGCAGGAGCCGCAGCCGCAGGCGAGCGCCUCUAGCAGCUUCCUACCGGACGGCGUGACAGAGGAGAUGGCUGCAGAGGCGGCGACGCGUGUGCAGGCGCACAUGCGUGGGCACCUCGCGCGCAAGCAGGUGGCGGCGAUUAAGGCGCAGCAAGCGGCGCCCGCGGUGGCUGAGAGCUCGGAGGCUCUGGCGGAGCCGGAGCCGCAACCCGAAGCGGAGGCGGAGCCGCAGCCACAGGCGAGCGUCUCUAGCAGCUUCCUACCGGACGGCGUGACGGAGGAGAUGGCGGCAGAGGCGGCGACACUUGUGCAGGCGCACAUGCGCGGGCACCUCGCGCGCAAGCAGGUCGCGGCCAUUAAGGCGCAGCAAGCGGCGCCCGCGGUGGCUGAGAGCUCGGAGGCGCAGGCGGAGGCGGAGCAAACCGAGGCGGAGGCGGAGCCCCAACCGGAUGCGGAGGCGGAGGCUGGGGCAGCCGAGGGUGAGGCCGAGCCGGAGCCGGAGGCCGCUGAGUAAGGGCACAGAGCAUGGGGUUGCAGGAGCAUAGGCCUUGUAUACGUGUCUGUCUGAUUUGCUGCUAGCGUAAGGUUAUUGGUCGACCUGGUGGGUGGGCGAUGGUUUGCAAGGCACGGUGGCAUUGUCAACUAAAUAUGGUCGCACGCUGCGGGCCAGCCGUACAAAGUGAAGUCCCGCAGUGAGCAAGCGCCGUGCGGUGAGAGUGUGUCCUACAUUGGAAAGCCCUGGAUGGAGCGUGGCGCAUAGCAGGAGAGCUGGCGUGCUGUGAGGUGCCUCCUGUGUCGGUUGCGAAGAGCGCCGCGUUGCAGCUUGUGACGUGAAUGUAAGGUCAAAUGGCAACGUGGCAAGGUCAAGGAACGGCCACCCCCCUGAACAUAGAACUCCAGCUAGAGACAGUCUGACGUGCUUGAAAAAAACGCAACACGCACAAGCGAACAUGACGUUGUAGAGCUGAGGCCAGUGAGCUAGCACAAGCAA
This is a messenger RNA of Chlamydomonas reinhardtii, 2362 nucleotides long. RefSeq lists its product as uncharacterized. Bases 125 to 1885 code for a protein of 586 amino acids. The record is from RefSeq and is a predicted model, not a curated record. Gene Ontology annotation, biological process: UTP biosynthetic process; CTP biosynthetic process; GTP biosynthetic process. Gene Ontology annotation, molecular function: protein binding; nucleoside diphosphate kinase activity. Lineage: Eukaryota; Viridiplantae; Chlorophyta; Chlorophyceae; Chlamydomonadales; Chlamydomonadaceae. The transcript is spliced from 4 exons.